GAACUGUGAGACGAUAUCAGUCAUAAUCGAGACGCGGCUUGUACAACACGAAACAUAAACACUGCCUUGCGGUAACGAACGUUCUCAAAUAACUUUCAUUAUGUGUGGGUAGCUUCUCUUUUGUUUUAGUUUAUGAAAGUUUUAAUAGUUUAAUAGUAAACGUAUUGCGUUCACACUUGUGUGUGGAGCCUAGAAAGAAGAAGCGAAGAUAGAUUGUGACGAACAAUUCGGCUAUUUUGCUAAGAACAAAAACAAUUGAAAAGAAUUAGAAUCUGAUGGAAUCUAAGUGCGUUUUUUAAAGUGUGUCGAUAUAAUUCGAUAACGUAUCGAUGAGAAAAGUUAUUUUUGUCACACAUAACUAACGUUACGCACUUUCAACUUUAUAUAAAACGAAAAGGAGCGACAAAUAUUAUCUCGGUGAUCUUCAUCACGUGUUAUAUACAUAUAAACAUAUUUUUUGUGGUUCUAAUAACUACCUCCCAGAGCUACGGACUGGACAUAAAUUUUUACGAUCAACGCUACGUCGAUUUUUUUGCGAAGUAGAGAUUUUUAUUCGCAAAAAGCAUGAUUACAUUCAAGAUUUCGGCACCGGGUAGGAUUAUUUUAAGCGGAGAGCAUACGGUGAUGUAUGGAAAAAAAGUUGUGGCUGCCGGCAUAGAUCUUCGAACCAUGCUCAACUUUUACGAAACAACCAGUAGUGGAAUCAUUGAAAUAGACUUCCCUGAUGUCGGUCUAUUGAUAAAUAUACCUUUAGAACAUAUUCAAAACUUCAUUUCUUCCUCGGAAUAUAAUAAUAUAAUUAAUGAUAACAUCCUGUUCCUUAGACACAUACAAUAUUUUAUCACCUUAAACGGUAUGUGGAGAACAUAUCCGCAGAGAUUUAGUAUACAAACAUUCUUUUUCCUGCUUUUGUUUAUCGCUCACCACGAGGCACUCGAUAUAAAACCUUGUUACGUGCGUUUGACCACGCAAUUAAAAAUGGGCGCUGGUCUUGGCAGUUCGACAUCGUUCGCGGUAUGUCUCGCGGCGGGCUUUCUACAUUGGGCGCGUCUGCAGAAAGGUGGCCAUAUUGCAUUUAAUAAUCAGGAUUUAGAAAUUAUCUCGGAAUACGCUAUGCACUGCGAAGAAGUUAUACAGAACUAUUUGUUCAACAUUGAUCACGACGUGUGCACAUUCGGCCGAGGAAUAAUAUUUCAAUAUAAAGAACUGCUAAACGGCAGUUUUACACCCAUAGACGUGCCAGAAAUGAAUAUUUUGCUAAUCGAUUCAAACAUUUGUCAGCAUAAGGGUGAACUGAUAAGACAAGUGGCCGAGGCAAAACAUUUAUAUGAUAACGCUGUCGACCGCAUUUUCGAUACGAUCGACAAUAUAUCGCAGGAAGUUGCAACAGCACUUCGUGAAAUAGGAAAUUGCCACAGAAAUAACAAUUUACAAAGACUACACAAUUUAUAUGAAGCGCUACAAAUUAACAUCACCUUGAAUCAAGACAUGUUACAUCACUUGAAUUUGUCAAAUCAAAAUUUUGAUAUUAUUUGUACAAUUGCGAAAGCUCAUGGAUUCGCAGGAAAACUCACAGGUGUUGGAGCUAGAUAUGUAUUAAUUCUGUUGCCGCCGAAUACUCUAAUAGAACGUACUACUGUGUUUUGCCAACAAUUAAGGAGCCUAGGUUUUAAUUUCUACACGACCAAAAUAUGUUGUAGUGGGGUGAGAUUUGACGAGUUAAGUUAUGCAGGCUGAAUCUUUGUCUAUACGUAUAUUCAAGAUACAAAAAAUUAAUGAAAAGAAGUAUUACCAUCCUUUUCCGGAUUUUGAUUCUCAAGCUGAAGUUGAUGACAUGUAUGAUCUUACUUAUUAUUAGACGAAUUAAGUUUUAUGUAAUGCAAUCUAGAAAAUAACAAGGGCAGCGCUGCUUAUUUUCUGCGUCAAAAUUAUUUGUAUAAUCGAAGUAUAUAAAAUGAUAUAAUUCGAUAUACAAAUACUAUUUUACUUUAUAUUACAUUUUACCUU
Formica exsecta is the source of this 2007-nucleotide messenger RNA. Its product is annotated as mevalonate kinase-like. The transcript is spliced from 3 exons. Bases 565 to 1737 code for a protein of 390 amino acids. Gene Ontology annotation, molecular function: mevalonate kinase activity; ATP binding. Lineage: Eukaryota; Metazoa; Arthropoda; Insecta; Hymenoptera; Formicidae. Gene Ontology annotation, biological process: cholesterol biosynthetic process; isoprenoid biosynthetic process. The record is from RefSeq and is a predicted model, not a curated record. Gene Ontology annotation, cellular component: cytoplasm.